Phyllostomus discolor (pale spear-nosed bat) is the source of this 839-nucleotide messenger RNA. RefSeq names its product centromere protein H (gene CENPH). The transcript has 9 exons. The record is from RefSeq and is a predicted model, not a curated record. Gene Ontology annotation, cellular component: nucleus; kinetochore. Lineage: Eukaryota; Metazoa; Chordata; Mammalia; Chiroptera; Phyllostomidae. Bases 86 to 817 code for a protein of 243 amino acids. Gene Ontology annotation, biological process: chromosome segregation; kinetochore assembly; mitotic spindle organization. Gene Ontology annotation, molecular function: kinetochore binding.
CGGGCCUCAAUUUGGUGGCGGGAAAGUUGUUCUCUUCUGAGAGCUUGUCUCUGGUCCUAUGCAGUAGGCCUUUCUGGGAGCCAGGAUGGAAAAGCAACUGGGGAAGCAAGCUGCUGCUGCGCCCGCGGACUCCGGAGAGGAGGGCGCACUGCCGCCGGACGCCGGCUCCCAGAAGCAUCCACAGGACCAAAUGACCCUGCUGCUCAGACUGAGAGAACAGACAAAACAACAACUCUUGGAAUAUAAAUCAAUGGUUGAUGCAAAUGAAGAAAAAACUCCAGAAGAAAUCAUUCCAGAAAAGCAAAUUGAAGCUAAAAUUGAAGACCUGGAAAAUGAAAUUGAAGAGGUGAAAAUGGCUUUUGAAAUGAAAAAGCUUGCAUUAGACAGGAUGCAACUUUCAACGGCCCUUAGAAAAAACCUGGAAGAAAGUAACAUUCAGAAUAGUGAGCUCAUGGAAAACAUGAAACACAUAUUAAAGCUAAAUAAAAUAAUAAUGACAUCACAGCAGGAAUCUUGGGAUUUGGAGGCAAAACUGCUUAAUGUUAAAAAGAAGAGAUUUGAAUUAAAACGAGCUUCAGAACAAAAGUUUUUAGAAGUACAGACUGAAAAGAACAAACAGAAAGAUGAUUUGGACAGUAUGGAAAAUUCAGACAAGAUAAAGACCUUAAAACAAAAGCUACAGAUGGAGAUACAAAUUACUACAGUUAUUCAACAUGUUUUCCAGAACCUCAUUUUGGGGAGUAAAGUCAACUGGGCAGAGGAUUCUGCUCUUAAGGAAACUGUUCUGCAGCUUGAGAAGAAUCUCACCAUGAUCUAAUAAAAAUUCUAUGUUGUCAUUA